Molecule: messenger RNA, 2118 nt
Organism: Copidosoma floridanum
Lineage: Eukaryota; Metazoa; Arthropoda; Insecta; Hymenoptera; Encyrtidae
Source: RefSeq, a predicted model, not a curated record
AUGUUUCGUCAGAUCUGGAUUGACAAGCGUGACGUCGACCUACAGCGUAUCUUGUGGAACCCUGAUCCAAAUCAACCGCCCACGCACUACCAGCUGUUAACAGUCACCUACGGCGCUUCGUGCUCACCGUACCUCUCCUUGCGCACGGUGCCGCAGCUGUGCAAGGACGAAGGACACCGUUGGCCGGAGGCAGUUCCCAUGGUGAUGAACGACCGCUACGUCGACGACAUACUCUCCGGUGCCGACGACACCGCCACGGCCGGACACAUUCGUGACCAGCUAAUCGAACUUCUGCAAGCCGGCGGGUUCCCUCUGCGCAAGUGGGUAGCUAAUGUGCUCGAGCUGCUGGACAACCUCCCCGACGACGUGCGCCUGUGGCCCACUUGGUGUCAGCUUGGCGCUGAAGGUCUGGUCAGUGAGCUCGGUGUGAGCUGGGACCCUCCGUCAGAUUGCUUCCUGCUAACACCUCCCCUCAUCCAGCACCAAACCACCAAGAGGACCAUGCUCGCAGCGCUCGCGGGCCUGUUUGAUCCAUGCGGUUGGCUUGUGCCGAUCACGCUGAGCGCCAAACUCCUGCUGCAAGACUUACGGUGGACUGCCUUUGCCGCCGAGCUCCAAGCUAUCUCCGGUCUAUCUCUGCCUCGUUGGAUUGGAACAGUCACGUCAGCGGACAUUCACCUGCACAUAUUUUCCGAUGCAAGCCGCCACGUGAUGGCUGCUGUCCUGUACUCUAGACUCCAGGCCGUGGACGGUUCUGUCCGCUGCCACAUACUCCUCGCUCGCACGAAGCUGGCGCCCAUCCGCACUUUUAAUCCAAUGGCCGAGCCCGUGGCCCAGAUGACCAUUUCUCGCUUGGAGCUCCGCGCUGCCCUGCUGGCUACUAAGCUUCUGCGCUCGACGGCUGAAGAACUAGCAGUUCCGAUUAAGUGCUGUCACGUCUGGUGCGACUCGCAAAUUGUGCUGCACUGGGUUCGCUUCGAUCAGUCAACCAACAACGCCCUCGUCGACAACUACAUGGCCCAGAUACAGGACACGCUACCCUCGAAUUCCUGGCGGUACGUGCCGUCGCAGUCCAAUCCAGCCGACGUGGCCACUCGAAGCGCGGACAUGUCCAGUCUCAAACAACAACUCCUGUGGUGGAACAGUCCGCCAUGGCUCGCCGACAAUGACCGAGCCUGGCCCCAGGAAGCACUUCAAGAGGUGACACCCUUGCCGUUGGCCUGCUACGCCACCCAUCUGGUUGAGCCUAGCAUACUUGAACGAUAUUCCAAGCUUUACACUCUACUCGUCGUUCUCGUGCGCACUUGUCGGUGGGUCCAGCGCCAUUUGCGUCGCCCACCUGUCCUGACAGUGCUCUCACCACUGACUCCCGCUGAGCUUCAAGAUGCCUUCCUGGCCUGCAUCCGUUUGAGCCAAUCGGAAACGUUUGGUGAAGAGCGCGCGCGUUUGCAGAACUGCAAGCGAUUGCCAAAAGGGAACCCCUUGACUUCUUUUGCGGCUUUCCUCGACACCAACGGUGUUCUGCGCGUCGGCGGGCGGCUGGGUUUCUCCUCGCUACCUUACGAAGAGCGGCAUCCACCGAUCCUUAGUGGAGCCUCAUCGCUCGCCUUGCUGGUCCUUUCUUGGGCCCAUACUCGAGCUCUUCACGGCGGAUACAGGGUCACUAGCGCCUCCGCGGCCAAGCGUGCAUGGAUUCUCGGUGGCCCACGCAGAAUGAAGGCUCAUUUGCGGCGUUGCUUCGUAUGCUCCCGACUCCAGGCGCGCUCCGCGACCCACAUGAUGGCUCCCUUACCAGCUUCACGAGUCACACCUUCCUGCGCUUUUGGCCGCACGGGAGUCGACUACGCCGGGCCUUUUUCAGUACUUGCGUCAAAAGGACGCGGCAUACGCACUAUGAAGGGUUACAACGAUGUCUUUGUGUGCAUGACGACAAAGGCCCUACACCUUGAGUUCAUCGGUGAUCUCUCCACAGCCGCCUUCCUGGGCACUCUCGCUCAGUUCACCAGUCGUCGCGGCCGACCCUCUGAACUCUGGAGCGACAAUGCCACUUGCUUUCACCACGCUGAUCUGGAGCACUUUUAUUUUAUCCUGAUCAUCCGCAUCCAUGGAUCCAAAUAA